This is a messenger RNA of Owenia fusiformis, 2654 nucleotides long. Lineage: Eukaryota; Metazoa; Annelida; Polychaeta; Sabellida; Oweniidae. The record is from the annotation of a GenBank genome assembly.
AUUUUCACUAGAUUCAAGAAACGCUUGCUGUGGAAGGACCACAAAAAUAUAAACGAUUUAACAGAAAGGAAUCACAAAGACUCAAAUAUGCAUUUGAUAUUUAAUUGUUUUGUUAUAUUAGCUUUCAUUAGGAUUAAUUGCAUUUCUUCAGAGCCAGUAGCAGAUUGCUUGCAAAAUGAGAUAGGGACUCGAUACAUUGGUGACAAUGCAAAUCAAUGUGUGUACUAUGUAUGUACGAAUGGGUUUUCUGACUAUGCACCCUGGCCAUGCGCCCCUGGAUCUGGUGUCCCCUGGGGUUUCAAUGAUAUUAGCAAUCCCUGCAUUUUACGCACUCGUUUCUGCAAUGGAUUAGUAGGCGGUGGCGGAAUGUUACCCCCUGCUCCUGUGCCAAGGCCCGUUCCUGCACCAGUACCUACCCCAGCCCCAUCGCCAACUAUCCGAGUACCAGUCCCGGUCCCAGUACCCGUACCCGUUCCACAGCCCGUACCCGUACCCGUACCUGUUCCCGUACCAGCCCCAACACCUUCAGUUCCUAUAAUACCAGAUACAGGAUGUCCUCAACCAUUCUUGAAGAUCCCGAACACCAAUAUAUUCGGUGGACAAGAACAGCCUUCCAAUAUCGAUACUGCUAAUCUUUGUAAAUAUCAAUGUCUGUUUAUAAUGCCCACAUGUACUGCUGCCGACUUUGAUACAAGGAUAAAAAGGUGCUACCUACAUUUUUCUACAUCCGGGACUGCCAAUCCCAACAUGUUCGGGAUUGAUCAUUAUGCCAAGACUGUUUGUACACAACCCACAACUCCAAUACCUGCUACAACUGUAGCACCCCAGCCAACGCAGGGUGCAACCACUGGGGCGCCUACCCAACCUGCUCCAACUACUGCUGUACCAGCCCCUGUUACGCAAGCUCCGCCUUCUGGUGGACUCCCCUCGGGUUAUGUGUCGAUGAGUGUCGGGUUUCAUAUUCAAGGUGGAACACUAGCCAAUCCGAAUACCUCGGUGACAGCAGAGCAGUGCCUUCAGGCCUGCCACAGUAUUAACAUAUGCCUCGGUGUCGAUUACAAUAGUGCUGAUGGCACAUGUUGGUUCCAUAAUGCCCUCACGGCAUGUAACCCACUAAUACCAAAAGCAAACUGCAUCCAUUAUAAACGAGUAUCGUGUUUGAUCCCCAUGUCAAUUAUUCAAAUCAACCCUGGAUUCCACAUCAAUGGGGGAACAGAAGUGUGCAGAGGAUGUACCCUGGAUGCCUGUCUUCAAGAUUGUAACCUUGACCCCUUGUGUCAAGGUGUGGAUUAUAAUGCGAACUCCAACGCACGGGCAUGCUACAAACAUUUCAACCAGACAGUAUGUAACCAGCUCAUUAUGAAACAGGACUGCACGCAUUACAAGAAGCAAACGUGUACGGGAACAGGAGCACCAGUUAUGCCUACCCCAGGGCUUCCCCCAGGCACCAGGGCUGCGCCAAUGGGAACGUUCACAGUCAUUCAGUUCCCUGGACCAAAUACAAUACCGACUAACUCGCUGGCCUACCCAGGCUCGCAGAUUCUAGGAGGUGCCUAUAGAUUUGAUGGGAUGACCGGACAAGAGUGUAUCGAUGCCUGUUUCAAUGACCCUCAGUGCUUAGGGACUGACUUCAACUCUGGAGACGGAACAUGUUGGAUCCAUGAUUCAACCACUAUAUGUAACGCCCUUAUUCAGGCCAACAAUGUUUACCAUAUUAAAAGAACGCAAUGUCCGGCGCCGUACCCCGCACCAACACCUUAAUAUUACUUCCAUGGAAGUGACAAACACUCACAUCAAUCUUAAUGAACCUACAUGGAUAGGUGUAUUUACUGCAGAGAUAAACUGUAAAUCAAUUCCUAUCGGGACAGUGUAUAGGAAAUAUAAAUAUUAUCAAAAACCACAAUUUCCGAAUAUUUGUGUUAUAAAAGAUCCUGGAAAUGAGUCAACUUCUUACCGAAUGAGCUAUAUAUAUAUAUAUAUUGUAUUAUCUAGGAUAAACUAAGCUCGUUCUAAGCGAUCGAAUUGGAUAAACCAAAAUGUGACAAACAUGUAUCUUUAAAUGGCUUAGUCGUAUGAUAGAACUGAAAUAAAAUAUUGAAACGAAAUUACGAUCGUAUCAUUUCGAUUUGAUACACAUUAUCCCCCCUACAAACUCGAAACGAUGUAUCAACAAUUACUUCAAAGGACUAGGUUAACUUUCACAAAGUUAUUAUAAUUGUUGUAAAUAUAUGUCAAAGAAACAUCUGAAAAGUGCAAUCAGACAUAUGAGUUUCGUGUGAUAUUAAAUGUGUAGAUAUCAUUAAACUCUUAGAAAACGUAAUUGUACCAUAUACAUAUGAAUAAUAAUACAAUGAAUACGGUAUAAAGGAAAUAGAGAAAUAAGGACCACAUAUAAGUAUAUUACAAUAAACAGUUAUAUAUUCUCAGCUUGUAUUCGCUUGAAUGCAACUCUCAGUUGUCGGCUAUCGCACUACUAUUUAAACAUGAAUAGUACAUGCCACUAUUCUUUCAUUAAGCCGGUAGCUGAUUGCCGAAAGUUGCAGUCGCGAAUACAAUCUCAGUAGUUUGUUGCAUUUGUAUUUCUGACUUUAUUUUUUAUUGAUGUUCUUUUUUCCCUAUGAGGAAGCUAUGCUACACAUUUUAAGAGAACUUGU